Erinaceus europaeus (western European hedgehog) is the source of this 2458-nucleotide messenger RNA. RefSeq names its product endogenous retrovirus group S71 member 1 Env polyprotein-like. NCBI's taxonomy places the organism in Eukaryota, Metazoa, Chordata, Mammalia, Eulipotyphla, Erinaceidae. The record is from RefSeq and is a predicted model, not a curated record. The transcript is spliced from 2 exons. The coding region runs from base 413 to 2374 and encodes 653 amino acids.
AAGAAACAGGUCCGGGACCACCAAGGAGAACCACCUACAAACCAGGACGUGGUGGAGGAGGUGUUUCCCCAGACCUGCCCCAAGUGGGACCCCAACACAAGCACAGGAUCUGAAGCCCUUGCCAGGCUUUGCAGGUGGUGCGAGGAAAGGCCCUACUCGCCAUCCGGAACGUGAAACCUGGAACCCAGAGGGAGGAAGGCUGGGACCAGAUCACCCCCCUGUUCGAGCCUGGUGAUUCCGUGUUGGUGAAGAAGUUGCAUCCUGAUCAUCUUGAGGCCCGGUGGGAAGGACCGUACACCGUGGUCCUGAGCACACCAACCGCUGCAAAGGUCACUGGGAAGUGACAUUGGAUUCACCACAUACACCUGAAGAAGUUUGCUGUGGACCCCCCAGAGGGAGACGGCCAGAGAAGAUGGCACGCUGUAUUUACCACGAACCCAAUGAAGAUCCGACUGGUCUCGGACUAGUCCUGGUGCUCCUGUUCUGCUUUGGCUGGAGCUCCCAAGCUGACCGACCCUCAUUCUCCUCCCAAUUUGUGUGGAAGCUGAUAGGCCGCGAUGGGAAGGUAAUCGUUGAAGACCCGCUGAUGGCCCCCCAGCCCUUAUUCAUUUUUGACCUUUGUGACUUAUUCGGCCCUAAUUGGGAUGGGAGGAACUGCUCCAGCUCUACUACUACAGAUGGAGGGUGCAGCACCAUAGAUCGAGAGCGCCGCCUUCAGGAAAAACCAUACACCUUUUGCAACAAGGAGGACAGGCCCACUUCCUGUGAGGAGGAAACGCAUUACUUUUGUGGAGACUUUGGAGAAUCCCCUCCGUGCAUUCCAGCCUGGGGGUCCAUCACUGACCCACACAUAGAGUUCCUGCGAACAGAUCGUGGUACUGGGGGAACUUGCACCUUAGGAGACUGUAACCCAAUGACCAUAAGAGUAAAAGACUAUGAUAAUUUGGACACAUGGACAAAGGGUAGAACGUGGGUCAUCCGGGUGAUAUUUACUAAGAGGGAUCCUGGUACCAACUUCACCAUUCGACUGGAUGUGCUGCCACGGGCUCAGGACCCUAUUGGACCUUUAAGGACUACUCCUUCGCUGCAAGUUACCCUAGGCCUGGACAGCACUGUGAAACCAAGUACCACUCACCUGACUGACUUGGGGGCUUGUCACCCGAAUGACUUAGGUCCCGUUCACCCUAGAGUGAAGCCACUGGUAAGGUCCAUGGAACUAAUGUACCACCUUUUAAAUGACUCUGCCCCGAAUGUGACCCGUGAUUGCUGGCUAUGUCUGCACCCUGAACCCCCUUAUUAUAUAUGUAUAGCUGCCAUUGCAGAAGUGGGCACAAACAAGGGAGAUAUUAGGAAACUAACCCUUUCAUCAGGAAACUUAAAUAGCCCAGAAUGUAAGUGGGGAACGCAGCUCCACCAAGUGACCUUAGAGGAUGUUCAGGGGAAAGGAACCUGCCUUAUCACCGCUAACUAUAAACUGGAUGCUUCCUCAAAUUGGGGCCAUUGCACCCAAACUAUUAGGGUUAGCAAGACCCAAGAAUGGGCAGUCCUCCUAAAAGCCCUGGAGGGAACCUGGUGGGUCUGCACUUCAGGUAUAAUCCCCUCUGUUUACCUUUAUGGGAUGGCCAGGGAAGAGUUCUGCAUCCUAACUCACAUCCUGCCCCACUUGUAUUAUGCGCACGGUGGGAGGGGAUGGGCGCACCUAGAGAGGCAGGAAAAUGGUCACCUCUGGCCCAUGAGACAGAAGCGCGCCCCAAUAAUAGUUCCCAUACUUGCAGGAGCAGCAAUCGCAGGGUCAAUAGCGGUAGGAGCAACGACCCUAGCCAAGGAAGAGACCAUGGUGAAAUUGGACCAACAGGUAGAUCAGGAUUUAAGGACAUUAGAGGACUCUAUGGAAGCCCUUGAAGGGUCGCUAUCCUCCCUUGCCGAGGUGGUCCUCCAAAAUCGUAGAGGACUCGAUUUGCUAUUUUUAAAACAGGGAGGAUUAUGUGUGGCCCUUAAUGAGGCUUGUUGCUUUUAUGCCAACCAUUCCGGGAUGGUGAAGAAAAAUUUAAGCGAGGUCAAGAAAAGGAUAGAAGAUAGAGCCCAGAAAUGGAAGGAGUUGAGCGAGGGCAACUGGUUCAAGGGCAACUGGUUCACAAACAGGUUUUCAAAUCUAUUCUCCUGGCCCUCUUGGGUUAAGACAUUGAUCAGUACCAUAGCUGGACCCCUGAUUACCUCGCUCCUGAUUAUCACCCUGGGUCCCUGCUUAUGGAAGACUCUGGUAUCAAUGAUCCAGAGGAGGACUAGAAAAGUUAUGCAUCUUGAGGAGGCAGGAGGAUAUAUUGAUUACUUUGACACAGAAGAGGAAAGAGAAGAAGAAGAAUCAAGGAUUUGAUUUUCAGCUAAGACUAGUGGGGAAUGUGACAGGCGGUAACAAGCUGUUACAUAAAAACCCCCCUCUCUGAGAUGCAUCUAAGUA